AUGCAGAGUCUCAGGCCUGAGCAGCUCCGGGGGCUGCUGGAGCCCGAAAGAACCAAGACCUUGCUGCCCCGGGAGAGCCGGGCGUGGGAGAAGUCAGCGCACCCCACCUUCACCAGGGACUGGGAGGCUGUGGAUGUCGGGGCCACCAGCUGUGACAGUGAUGAGAAAGAUCUGUCUUCUCCUGACACGGCGCUUUCCCAGGACUGGAGCUCCAUGGAUGAGGAAGACGAGUCUGAAGAUUCUCAG
This is a messenger RNA of Elephantulus edwardii (Cape elephant shrew), 246 nucleotides long. Its product is annotated as small integral membrane protein 17-like. The record is from RefSeq and is a predicted model, not a curated record. Lineage: Eukaryota; Metazoa; Chordata; Mammalia; Macroscelidea; Macroscelididae. The annotation marks the transcript as partial. The transcript has 2 exons.